UCCAGUGAUUUGGAUUGAUCCAGGAGGAAUAGACGUGUCUGCAGAGCUCCAGCGAUGGCCCUCAGUGACAUCAGACGGGUCCUGAUCAGUGACAGCCUGGCACCGGCCUGUGCCCGCAUCCUGACAUCCCAGGGGGGCAUCCAAGUCACCGAAUGUCCAGGACUGACCCCCAAGGAGCUCAUCGCCAAAAUCCAGGACUAUGAUGGGCUCAUUGUACGGUCAGCCACCAAGGUAAGCGUGGAGGUCCUGAGCGCCGGCAGGAGGCUGAAGGUGGUUGGACGAGCCGGGACCGGAGUGGACAAUGUGGAUGUGGAUGCCGCCACCAAGAAUGGGAUCAUUGUAAUGAACACCCCCACCGGGAACAGUAUCAGUGCCGCUGAGCUGACCUGUGGACUUAUCCUCAGCCUCUCCAGGCAGAUCCCCCAGGCGGCGGCAUCCAUGAAGGACGGCAAGUGGGACCGCAAGAAGUAUAUGGGCUCCGAGCUGCAUGGGAAGACGCUGGGAAUUCUGGGAUUGGGCCGGAUUGGAAAGGAAGUGGCUACCAGGAUGCAGUCAUUCCAGAUGAAGACCAUCGGAUACGACCCCAUCAUCCCCCCGGGGGUGACGGCGGAAUUUGGGGUUCAGCAGUUUUCACUGGAAGAAAUAUGGCCGCAGUGCGACUACAUCACGGUGCACACCCCGCUGCUGCCCUCCACCACAGGUUUGAUUAAUGACGCGGCUUUCGCUAAGUGUAAACGCGGCGUGCAGGUGAUAAACUGCGCCCGGGGGGGCAUCAUUGACGAGGCGGCAUUGUUACGGGCCCUUGAGAGUGGCCAAUGUGGAGGCGCGGGGCUCGAUGUCUUCACAGAGGAACCUCCCCGGGAUCGGGCCCUGGUAGACCACCCUCUGGUGAUUAGCCUCCCCCAUCUGGGGGCCAGCACAAACGAAGCUCAGAACCGUUGCGGGGAGGAGAUUGCGCAGCAGAUUGUGGAUCUGGUGAAGGAACGCGCUCUUGUCGGAGCAGUCAAUGCUCCGGCCCUGACCAAGGCGUUCUCCCCAGAAACCAAACCCUGGGUCAAGCUGGGUGAGGCGCUGGGAGUCGUCCUCCGCUCCCUGGUGCCAGAAGUCAGUGGAGAGGUCCAAGUGACCACAUCAGGAGACAUUCUGAAGAGCUCGGGCUCCUUCCUCUGCUCCGCUGUGGCCAUUGGUCUUCUCCAAAACUCUGACAAGAAGGUCAACCUGGUCAAUUCCUCUCUGUUCGCCAAGGAAGUUGGAAUCCAGGUGACGUCCGGCCAUUCCGUAGACUCAUCGGAGGCCAGGCUGGAGGUAUCUGCGGGCAAUAUUCAUCUAGUUGGUGGUCUGAGCGGAUCCCUUCCGUGUCUACUCCAAGUUUCAUCUUCACUCUUCCAUAGCCCGGUAUCACUGAGUGGGACUCUUCUUCUGUGGACCGGUGAGGCCGAUCUCAACAAAUUACUGGGUCUCCUCUCCUCCACCGGACAUCAUCUAGAAUCAUUCCACAAUGCCGGAGGGUACAGCAUAGCGACCAUCUCUGGGCCCCUCUCCGAUCUGUCACCCCUGGGAUCCUGCCUGCAGGUCACCCUCUGAUCACCUGAUCUCUUCUGACCAUCAAAGUGCCAUAUCCAUUCCUAUUAGUUCAUAAAGUAUUGCUGGU
Molecule: messenger RNA, 1651 nt
Organism: Nanorana parkeri
Lineage: Eukaryota; Metazoa; Chordata; Amphibia; Anura; Dicroglossidae
Gene: PHGDH
Product: phosphoglycerate dehydrogenase
Exons: 12
Coding region: 55-1584 (509 amino acids)
Biological process (GO): L-serine biosynthetic process
Molecular function (GO): NAD binding; phosphoglycerate dehydrogenase activity
Source: RefSeq, a predicted model, not a curated record